UGUGGGGACUUCUUUUUCUCUGUGGUAUUGGUCUUGCCCUAGAUAUUCAAGGAAGGGCAAGUCUCCAUAUCAGACCUAGGUUUUAGCAUCGCUGGAGCCUAGAACUUUGUCUUCCCAGCUUACAGCAGGUGGUGUAAGACGCUACAAUUGUAUAAAGAAAGAGGGUUACCUUACACUCACAUGGAGCCCUUGGGUUUGCCCUGACUGCGACUGAGUGCACUGUUUGCUUAUCCAUCCUGCAUUCAUUUUUGUCUUAGGUGUGCAGGCGAUUGGGGAUCAUAGAAGUUGAUUAUUUUGGACUCCAGUUUACGGGUAGCAAAGGAGAAAGUUUAUGGCUAAAUCUGAGAAACCGGAUCUCCCAGCAGAUGGAUGGGCUAGCGCCAUACCGGCUCAAACUGAGGGUCAAGUUCUUCGUGGAGCCUCACCUCAUCUUACAGGAGCAGACGAGACAUAUCUUUUUCCUGCACAUCAAGGAGUCCCUCCUCGCAGGCCACCUCCAGUGUUCCCCGGAGCAGGCAGUGGAACUCAGUGCCCUCUUGGCCCAGACCAAGUUUGGAGACUACAACCAGAACACUGCCAAGUACAACUAUGAGGAGCUGUGUGCCAAGGAGCUCUCCAGCGCCACCUUGAACAGCAUCGUUGCGAAGCAUAAGGAGUUGGAGGGGACCAGCCAGGCCUCGGCUGAGUACCAAGUUCUGCAGCUCGUGUCGGCAAUGGAAAACUACGGCAUUGAGUGGCAUGCCGUGAGGGACAGUGAAGGCCAGAAGCUCCUCAUUGGUGUUGGGCCCGAAGGAAUCUCCAUCUGUAAAGAUGACUUUAGCCCAAUUAAUAGGAUAGCUUACCCUGUGGUGCAGAUGGCCACCCAGUCAGGAAAGAACGUGUACUUGACCGUCACCAAAGAGUCUGGGAACAGCAUCGUGCUCUUGUUCAAAAUGAUCAGCACCAGGGCAGCCAGCGGCCUCUACCGAGCAAUCACCGAAACACACGCUUUCUACAGGUGUGACACGGUGACCAGCGCCGUCAUGAUGCAAUAUAGUCGUGAUUUAAAGGGCCACUUGGCUUCUCUCUUUCUGAAUGAGAACAUCAACCUUGGCAAGAAGUAUGUCUUUGAUAUUAAAAGAACGUCAAAGGAGGUGUAUGACCACGCCCGGAGGGCUCUGUACAAUGCUGGUGUGCUGGACCUCGUCUCGAGGAGUGGCCAGAGCCCUCCUGGCUCCCCACUCAAGUCCUCCGGGAGCAGCAUGAACUGCAGAAGCUGUGAGGGCCUGAGCUGCCAGCAGACCCGGGCGCUGCAGGAGAAGCUGCGCAAGCUGAAGGAAGCCAUGCUGUGCAUGGUGUGCUGCGAGGAGGAGAUCAACUCCACCUUCUGCCCUUGUGGCCAUACUGUGUGCUGCAAGAGCUGCGCGGCCCAGCUGCAGUCAUGCCCGGUGUGCAGGUCUCGCGUGGAACAUGUCCAGCACGUCUAUCUGCCAACCCACACCAGUCUUCUCAAUCUGACUGUUAUCUAACAUGUCCUUCAUUGGUCGGACGCGCCACGUUUCCAUGAACUGCACUAUUGUAAACUAUAAGAAUGAUAGUUUUGUGGAGAAAAUAAUUUCACUCCCAACACCCAUCUGCCAUACAACAUUUAAACCACAAAGAAAAAAGAAGAAAAACAAGAAUACAGCUACUCCUCACUGCAGAAACGCAUCCAUGCGUAGAGCUAACGGACCCACGGAGGGGACCAUGGAAGAACUUCAGGCACACACUUCCCUUGGACUUUCAUUUUUUUUAUGAUCAAAUAAAGGGACAGGUAAAAAUCUUUGUCAGUUAAGUGGCAACAUAGCCAAAAAGUGGGUACCUUUUAGGAAAUGAUGUUGUAAGUCUCCAUAAUGUAUCCCGAGGUAAGUUUCCUACCUGCAGCCGAUUUUGUAAGUAGUUUUAGGAAUUUACUUGGUUCUUUUUGUAUGGUCAU
Fukomys damarensis (Damara mole-rat) is the source of this 1954-nucleotide messenger RNA. It is a transcript of the gene Mylip, whose product is annotated as myosin regulatory light chain interacting protein. Bases 366 to 1508 code for a protein of 380 amino acids. The transcript is spliced from 6 exons. Gene Ontology annotation, biological process: ubiquitin-dependent protein catabolic process. Gene Ontology annotation, molecular function: ubiquitin-protein transferase activity. The record is from RefSeq and is a predicted model, not a curated record. Gene Ontology annotation, cellular component: cytoskeleton. Lineage: Eukaryota; Metazoa; Chordata; Mammalia; Rodentia; Bathyergidae.